UCCCUCCGUCGUGACUCCGGAAGGGGCGGCGCUGGGUGGCCGUUUGAACGCAGGCGGGAGUCUCGGCGCCGCCGGUCGGGCAGACCCAGCUACCUUGCCGGAGAAGGGCGGCGAGGCAAGGAGGGGCUCCUUCUCCCUCCUUUGGGUUCCCGGCCGGUCGAAAGCUGAGCCCGCGACGAAACCGCCCUCCCGGGGAUGAGCGCCGCCGCUACUGGCCCUCCCGGGCACAGCUGCAGCUCCUCGCCGGAGCGCCGCGGCCGAGCGGAGGAGGAGCUGCUCCGGACCGAAGGGCGAUACCUGGAGCAGCUCGAAGGGGUUGCGACGUAUUUUGUGGUCACCCUGAAGGCCAAGGGGAUCCUGAAGCCAGACAUCCAUGAGAUUCUCUUUGGACCCUGGGAGUCUAUCUGCUCUGCCAGCCGGACACUGCUUUUCCACCUGACCAGAGGCCAUUUUGCAUUGGGACUCGAGAGUUUCUGCCACCAGCUGGUGUUCUAUGUCCACUAUGCAGAGAAUCUGGAAGUGGCCCAGAACAUCCUGAAGAAACUGAUUAAGAAGAACAAAGCCUUUUCCCGCUUCAAGAAGCUUCAGGAAUCCCGUCCAGAGCUUAAAGGUUGCCGGCUGGAAGAGCUGCUGCCUCUGCCCCUGCAAAGGCUCCAUCAGUAUAGGCACCUGCUGCAAGAUUUGGUGGAGCAGACUCCCCCAGAGAGCUCUGGAUUUGACCAACUUCAAGGGUCCCUGAGGUCUGUCUUGGAGGUCCUGCGCCGAGUCCAGGAAAUUGCUCGUGUCCAUGAGAACCUGUUGAUGAUGAGACGGAUUCAGAAACAGCUCAAGGGGCGGAAGGCCCAAGUGCUGGCUCCAGGGCGCUGGUAUCUCCAGGAAGGUUGGCUGAUGGAGGUCCCCUCCAAGGGGAAGGAGAUGCAGCGCAGGAGGUGUUUCCUUUUCUCUGAUAUCUUGUUGUUAACCAAGCCUUGCCACCCACUCCAUCCUUGGAAGUCACACAAGUUUGCUUGCCAGGCCAUUUACCCUCUCAGUCACUGUGUUGUGGAGAAGGUCUUUGGUCACACCCAGAGCCAAGGAGGGCUGCUCAGUCUCUCUUUCCCACAAAAAAAACUACUAUUAAUGUCUUGCGAUCAGGACGAUUUUGCCAAAUGGCACCAGAAUCUGGUGGUGGCUAUCAGGUAG
This is a messenger RNA of Pseudonaja textilis, 1182 nucleotides long. RefSeq names its product Rho guanine nucleotide exchange factor 39 (gene ARHGEF39). Gene Ontology annotation, biological process: positive regulation of cell migration. Gene Ontology annotation, molecular function: guanyl-nucleotide exchange factor activity. NCBI's taxonomy places the organism in Eukaryota, Metazoa, Chordata, Lepidosauria, Squamata, Elapidae. The record is from RefSeq and is a predicted model, not a curated record. Gene Ontology annotation, cellular component: plasma membrane.